Messenger RNA from Capronia epimyces CBS 606.96, 1878 nucleotides. Its product is annotated as DNA topoisomerase III. The transcript has 3 exons. The record is from RefSeq and is a predicted model, not a curated record. Lineage: Eukaryota; Fungi; Ascomycota; Eurotiomycetes; Chaetothyriales; Herpotrichiellaceae. The coding region runs from base 1 to 1878 and encodes 625 amino acids. Gene Ontology annotation, biological process: DNA topological change. Gene Ontology annotation, cellular component: nucleus. Gene Ontology annotation, molecular function: DNA topoisomerase type I (single strand cut, ATP-independent) activity; DNA binding.
AUGCCCGGCCAGAAAAUCCUCUGCGUUGCAGAAAAGCCGGCAAUAGCCAAAGCAGUCGCCCAGCAUCUGGCUGGCGGCCGCUUCACCACGCAUUCCAUUCGUGGUAAUCAAUAUGUGAAAAACUACGAGUUCGAGUUCAAUUUCCAACAAUGGGGCAACUGCUCGGUAACCAUGACCAGCGUGCUGGGCCAUCUGACGGGCCUGGAUUUUGAUCCGAAAUACAAGAGUUGGAAGUCCUGCCCACCCAGUCAGUUGUUCGACGCCACCACGUUGACCACCAUCGACAAAGACAAGAAACCCGUGGCCGACAACAUUCAACAACAGGCCCGUUAUGCUCGCAUCCUCUUCAUCUGGACCGAUGGCGACCGUGAAGGGGAGCACAUUGGGGGCGAAGUCCGCGACCAGGCAAAGAAAGGUAAUCCACACAUUAUUGUAAAGCGAGCAAAGUUCAGCAACACCGAAAGGGCCCACGUUGUCCAAGCAGCCCAUUCUCCCAUCGACCUAGAUGAGCGACAGGUUAACGCGGUUGCCGCCAGAAUCGAACUCGACCUGCGUAUCGGGGCUUCCUUCACCAGGUUACAGAGUCUUGAAUUGCAGUGCUUGAGCGAAAAUCUUCGAGACAAGAUGAUCAGUUACGGUUCAUGCCAGUUCCCCACCCUCGGAUUCGUGGUCGAACGGUACAACAGGGUAAGAAGAUUCAAGCCAGAGACCUUUUGGUUCAUCAAGCUUGUACAGGUCCGGGAUGGAAUACGUGUCAGUUUCAACUGGCGGAGAGUCCAUCUCUUUGACCGAGCGGCAGUCACUAUACUGUUUGAGGCAUGUCUUGACGCGAAAUACGCCCGAAUUACAAAGGUGCAGACAAAGCCGACGUCAAAGUGGCGCCCAUUGCCUUUGACCACCGUGGAACUACAAAAGCAAGGAAGUCGCUUCCUGCACAUGACUAGUCAUCAAGUCAUGUCGGUGGCGGAAAAGCUAUACACAAAAGGCUUCAUCAGUUAUCCCCGCACAGAGACCGACCAGUUUCCUCGAGAGUUCGGAUUCCGAGCGAUUGUCGAGCGGCAGACUAGAGACGAGCGUUGGGGACAAUACGCGCAAGGAUUGCUUGAUAAUGGGUUGCGAAUUCCUCGCUCAGGGAGCCACAACGAUCAAGCCCAUCCUCCAAUCCACCCGGUCAACUACGCUGCGCCUUCCGCCCUUGAUCAACACGAGAAGAAAGUGUAUGAAUUUGUGACCAGGAGAUUCCUUGCUUGCUGUUCAGAUGAUGCCAAGGGCGACGCCACCGACAUUGAGCUGCUCUGGGGCACUGAGACUUUUCAUACCCACGGACUUAUUGUUCGUCAACGAAACUACCUUGAUGUCUAUGUGUACGACAAAUGGGAAAGCAGUCAGCAGCUCCCUGGCUUCACCGUUGGUGAAACCUUUGAACCUUCCGAAGCCAGCAUGAGUGACGGGAAGACAACGGCUCCUGGAUAUCUUACCGAACCCGAACUUAUUGCCCUCAUGGACGCAAACGGGAUUGGUACCGACGCAACAAUGGCCGAGCAUAUCUCCAAGAUCAAGGACCGCUCAUAUGUCGAUACCAGGCCCCAAUCUGGGAGCGGUCGCAAUUCUGUGCAGGAAUUCAUUCCUACAACACUUGGGGUGGCGUUGAUUGAGGGAUACGACAAUGUGGGUCUCGACGUCAGUGUCAGCAAGCCGUUCCUCCGCAAAGAGAUGGAACUCAAGAUGAAGGCCAUCUCGGACGGGCGUAAGAGUCGCACUGAAGUCGUUCAAGAGAGCUUGGACCAGUAUAGAGAAGUGUUUGUCAAGACACAGCGUGAGAUUGACGUUCUAAAGGAGGCUGUGACUAAGUAUGUUGUAAAUGCCAGCACUCACUAA